CGCGGGGGAAGUGACGAUUCCCUGUGUGGGGCGGGCGGCAGCGCCUGUCCGGUGGUGGGCAUGGCGGAUCGGGUGCUGUUCAGACGUGGGACCGGGCAGAGCGACGACUCGGACGUGUGGGACGACACGGCCCUCAUCAAGGCGUACGACAAGGCGGUGGCCUCCUUCAAGAACGCUUUGAAGAAUGGAGAAUGCUCGGAGCCUUCAGAGAAGCAGGAGCGGCAGCAGGGGAUGAAGAGAAAGAACAAUAAAAAGAACAGAAAUAGAAAGAAGAAUAGCGCAGAGCCUUUGAAACAGUGGAAAGUGGGUGAUAGCUGUAACGCUGUUUGGUCUGAGGAUGGUAACCUGUACCUAGCAACAAUCGACUCCAUCAAUCAGAAGCGAGGCACAUGCAUUGUUACUUACACAGGAUAUGGAAACCAGGAAGAGCAAAACCUGUCUGAUCUACUUCCUCCAGCUGCUGAUGAAAUAAAUGAAAAUGAGACUCCAUAUUCAACAGAUGAAAGUGAAAAAUCUUCCCAAACACCUCAAAACAAAAGCAACUGCACAAAAUCAAGAUUCUCCCCUCAAAACCUACAUUUUCACACACCACCAGCAACCCCAGGAGGGGGACGGCCUGGGUCAAAGUUCAGGCCACCUCCAUUGUUUUCAUCUUGCUGGCCUCCACCCUUCCCAGCAGGACCACCGUUGAUUCCUCCUCCACCACCCAUGAGACCAGACUCUGCUGAGGAUGAUGAAGCAUUGGGAAGCAUGUUGAUAGCCUGGUACAUGAGCGGUUAUCACACUGGGUAUUACCUGGGUUUAAAACAAAGUCGAAUGGAAGCAGCACUGGAGAGAGAAACAAAUGCAAAGUAACUGGAUAUUUAUCACUGUUUUGAAGGGUUAUUAUCAACAGGUUAAAACUGUGAGCUUCAGGACUUCCACCUGCUCUUAUGGCUCUACAAAGACCACAUCUGCCAGGAUUAAUCCCUUCUUUGCUUAGCAGCCAUGGAAUAUUAUUUUCUUGGCUAGAAUGAAGGACAUUAUUUUCUUGUUUUGAUGAGAGGUUUGCCUACAAAAUCUCUACGUCAGGAUUAACAGUGUAUCUUACUUGGAUUACAAAGGGUUACCUUAUUUGUUUAUGGGCAAUUUUGAAAAUAAAGGUUAAGUGAAACACAGUUUUUGUAUCUAUAUACACAUUUUCAGAAGCAACUGCCUCCUUAUAGAGAUGGGGUUGCAGGAUGUUUGGCUAAACUUUGUUUUCAGGACAAGAUCAACAGUUCUGUUUGAUAUUGUUGAGCAAUUCUGUUAGCAUUUCUCCUGUGCCUGUGCUUCUAUUUUAAACCCUUUGUGGGAAUUCUCCAGUAGAUUAUCUCAUUCCUUACAGAACAAAACUGUUCUGCUGGGUGCUUGUUUUCAUGAUUUUCUGUGAGAACGUGUAGUUGUGUAGUUGAGUAAUUCUUGCUUGUUUAAAACCAAAAAAUCUCCUGUAUACUAAUUUGUCCUUCUUUUUUAAAGCCAGGUACAAAUUUUUCCCACUGAGAGGUGUAUAUCACUAAUGCACUGAUGGUUGAUGGUGAAGAUCACAAUUUUGUCAAGACAAUUAAUGUUUUCUUAACAUUCAGCUGCCCCUGAUAACAAGUAAACAAAUUACUUGAGUAAUUAUAUGUGCAUCAAAACAAGCUACUUUUUGAAGAACUCUUAGUCAAAUGUAUUUAGAAAGCCCUUCAGCAAUAAAGUAUUUUUUACUUCCCUGAAACAAAUUUAGAUCUUUGUAUCACAAUAUAGAUCUGUCUUUUAUUCCCACAGGGUAGAUUUCCUUUCUCUCUCAUUUUAGUACCUCUUGUAUUCCUCAGACUUUGUACGAAUGACACCACCAGGUCUAGGAAUUAUAGUACAUCAAAAAAUACAGUGCACUACAGUACACUACAGGCAGCUGUGGCACCAGUGUGUGUUAUGGUGGCCACUGGUGGCACUGGCCUGGAAAGGGGAUAGCAUUGUAUUGGAAGAGAGACCUUAGGGGUCUGAUUGAUUAGAAUCCUGAGUGUGACAGCUGCAUUCAGAGAGCCUCAUUUUUUUGUUUCAAAUGCUUGUUAAUAAAGUUAAAUUUUCACUUUAA
Molecule: messenger RNA, 2098 nt
Organism: Calypte anna (Anna's hummingbird)
Lineage: Eukaryota; Metazoa; Chordata; Aves; Apodiformes; Trochilidae
Gene: SMN1
Product: survival of motor neuron 1, telomeric
Exons: 9
Coding region: 61-855 (264 amino acids)
Biological process (GO): mRNA processing
Cellular component (GO): nucleus; cytoplasm
Molecular function (GO): RNA binding
Source: RefSeq, a predicted model, not a curated record